AUGAAGGCUUACUGGUAUGACAAUGUGUCUGGCGACCAGCGCGAAGACCACGACUCCCGCCGCCCCGUCUCAGAAUCCUAUCUCCAAUCCCUCGGCGUAGUCUACCACCACUUCCCCGAACUCUCCUCCGUCAACGCCUUGGCCGCUGAACGCGGCUACAAAAACCGCGAUGAAAUCACCGUCUCGCCCGAAAAGAUGGGCGCCGUAUACGAAGAGAAAGUGAAAUCCUUCUUUUCGGAGCAUUUGCAUGAAGAUGAAGAGAUUCGAUACAUUCUGGAUGGAGAUGGGUUCUUUGAUGUCAGGAGUCAGGAUGAUGCAUGGGUUAGGAUUCGAGUGGAGAAGGAUGAUUUGUUGAUAUUGCCGGCGGGCAUUUAUCAUCGUUUUACCACGGAUGCGAAGAAUUAUAUCAAGGCUAUGCGCUUGUUCCAGGAUGAGCCCAAAUGGACUCCGCUGAACCGCGCACCGGAUGUGGAUGCUAAUCCCCAUCGUCAGGCUUAUUUGAAGGAGACUGCUGUUGCUUAA
Molecule: messenger RNA, 522 nt
Organism: Talaromyces marneffei
Lineage: Eukaryota; Fungi; Ascomycota; Eurotiomycetes; Eurotiales; Trichocomaceae
Exons: 3
Coding region: 1-522 (173 amino acids)
Molecular function (GO): acireductone dioxygenase [iron(II)-requiring] activity
Source: RefSeq, a predicted model, not a curated record